This is a messenger RNA of Nannospalax galili (Upper Galilee mountains blind mole rat), 1173 nucleotides long. RefSeq names its product ATP synthase F1 subunit gamma (gene Atp5f1c). The record is from RefSeq and is a predicted model, not a curated record. The transcript has 10 exons. Gene Ontology annotation, molecular function: proton-transporting ATP synthase activity, rotational mechanism. NCBI's taxonomy places the organism in Eukaryota, Metazoa, Chordata, Mammalia, Rodentia, Spalacidae. The coding region runs from base 107 to 1003 and encodes 298 amino acids. Gene Ontology annotation, biological process: proton motive force-driven ATP synthesis.
CGAGACUUCGCGGGACUGAAGGCGCCAGCCAAGCGAGCGGGUGAGCGAGGAGCUCCCGCGCACGCGCAGUGAGGCCCGUCUGCCCGACCUUCAGCAGGGUUCCACCAUGUUCUCCCGGGCGAGCGUUGCUGGGCUGUCGGUCUGGGCCUUGCAACCGCAAUGGAUCCAAGUUCGAAACAUGGCAACUUUGAAAGAUAUCACCAGGCGACUGAAGUCCAUCAAAAACAUCCAAAAAAUUACGAAGUCUAUGAAAAUGGUAGCAGCGGCAAAAUACGCCCGAGCUGAGCGGGAGCUGAAACCAGCUCGAGUGUAUGGCAUAGGAUCGUGGGCACUGUAUGAAAAGGCUAACAUUAAGGGACCUGAGGACAAGAAGAAACACCUCCUCAUUGGUGUGUCCUCGGAUCGAGGGCUUUGUGGUGCUAUUCAUUCCUCGGUGGCUAAACAGAUGAAGAAUGAGGUGGCUUCGCUCACUGCAGCUGGAAAAGAAGUUAUGCUUGUUGGAAUUGGUGACAAAAUCAGGGGCAUACUCUAUAGGACUCAUUCUGACCAGUUUCUGGUGUCAUUCAAAGACGUGGGGCGAAAGCCCCCUACUUUUGGAGAUGCGUCAGUCAUCGCCCUUGAAUUAUUAAAUUCUGGAUAUGAGUUUGAUGAAGGCUCUAUCAUUUUUAAUGAGUUCAAAUCUGUUAUCUCCUAUAAGACCAAGGAGAAGCCCAUCUUUUCUCUCAAUACCAUCGCAUCUGCUGACAGCAUGAGCAUCUAUGAUGACUUGGAUGCUGAUGUGCUACAGAAUUACCAGGAAUACAGUCUGGCCAACCUUAUCUACUACUCCCUGAAGGAGUCCACCACCAGUGAGCAGAGUGCCAGGAUGACGGCCAUGGACAACGCCAGCAAGAACGCAUCUGAGAUGAUUGACAAAUUGACCUUGACAUUCAACCGUACCCGCCAAGCUGUCAUCACGAAAGAGUUGAUUGAAAUCAUCUCUGGGGCUGCUGCUCUGGAUUGAUGAAAACCAAAUUACGUCCUCAGACAAGAGGUAAAAGGAGGAAAACUAAGCAAGCUGAUUUUGUUUAUAACUGAUUGCUGUCUUUGUCAGAAGAAAUUUGGUCCACUGAAUUACAAAGACUGCCAGAUGUUUGUAAAUUAUCUUACAAUAAACAACUUAAAAUGUGAAAA